Molecule: messenger RNA, 824 nt
Organism: Pararge aegeria (speckled wood butterfly)
Lineage: Eukaryota; Metazoa; Arthropoda; Insecta; Lepidoptera; Nymphalidae
Exons: 6
Coding region: 42-824 (260 amino acids)
Source: RefSeq, a predicted model, not a curated record
AAUAUACCUAUUUUUACAACUGAAAUUAGAAAACUAAGAAAAUGGCGCCAACAAAGUUUGGGUUGUUUAAAGGCAGGAGCAGAGAUCAGCCCGAGCCACCUUCUAUGGAGAACCUUCUGGAAAGCAACACUGAAGUUGUACAUUAUGAGCCGCCGGAUUCGCCUGUACCUUCGACAAGUAAAGGCUUCAUCGGCAACAAAGACCUGCUACCAGCAGACAUAUUCUCCAUACUCAGCAUAGACGACGACGACGAUGACGAGAUAUUAUUCGGCAGUCAUGAGAAGUCUCGGCCGGCUAGUCAAUGCAGCAAACUAGACGAGCAACAGGGAGACUACCUUCAGUUCCAGAACCAGUCGUCAGGGACGUCGAUGAGCACCCUCGAGGAUAUUGACCGAAUGUCAGACAUGCGCGACGAGCCUGACACAAUGGCUCUCAACGACGACGCCUCGACGACGUAUGACGCCAACUCGCUCCAGCUGGACGAGAGCUCGAUAACGGAAAGUGAGGACAUGUCCAUGUACUGCGCCAUGCUAAAGAAGCCCAAGAAGAGCAGGUCCAAGGAGCAACAGCUGACCGACUUUGAUAUGUGGCAGGCCAGCAACAUACAGGUUAUGCAGAACCUCUUAACCCGCAGCGGCACCCUGGAUGAACAGAUCAAGUGGGAGGCCAUAGCCACCGCGCGCGGGCUGUGCACGCUGACUGACAGCUGCGCGUGUGACGACUGCACGGGGGCGAAGUUCCUCGCCGGGGUCACGGACGGCGACGGUGGCAUGGGCGCUGCGCCCCUACUCACCGCCAUCAGUGUGGGCUGCACUAUACAGUAA